Messenger RNA from Acanthamoeba castellanii str. Neff, 834 nucleotides. RefSeq names its product PAP2 superfamily domain containing protein. The transcript has 3 exons. The record is from RefSeq and is a predicted model, not a curated record. Gene Ontology annotation, molecular function: sphingosine-1-phosphate phosphatase activity. NCBI's taxonomy places the organism in Eukaryota, Discosea, Longamoebia, Acanthamoebidae. Bases 1 to 834 code for a protein of 277 amino acids.
AUGGAGUGGGAUCGACAGCACUCUGCCUUUCUCUACCACCUCCUAUCGGGCGGGCAGCCCGUCCACAAGGACAAGCUGCCACGAAAGACGAGCCCGAAGAUCGAGCCGCGCACGCAGCCAAAUCAGCAGCACAGCCGAAUCGGAAAGCAGCCGCCAGCAGCAUCGCCCAAGGCAGCCACCAGCAUCAAGAAUGGAAGGGAAGAAAAUAACAACAAAUCGACUCUAGCGGCCAUCAUCGAGCAGCAGCUGCCUUCACCGCGCGUCAUGGCACUACGAGAACAGGAAUUGGCGAAGGACGUGCAAAGCUUGGCCGCAGCAGCGGCAGAGAGGCGACAAGAGACCAAGCUGCUCUUCAUCAAGGUGUGCUGGGAGAUCAUCGCGUGGUCCAACGAGGGCUGGGUGUGGGUCGCGCUCUCGCCCCUCUUCAUCCUCCUCUCCUUCUUCUACCUCGACCCUGCGUCUGUUGCCAAGGUCAAGUACCUCUACAUCAUGCUCUUCGUCGACAUCCUCCUCACUGGUGGCAUCAAGUUCCUCACCAAGCGAACGCGACCCUCCUACAACAAGGGCGGCCUCUUUGUGGGUCCGGACAUUUUCUCGUUCCCGUCCGGGCACAGCUCUCGCGCGAUGCUCCUGGCCCACGUGUCCAUCUUCGUGUUCGGUUGGCAAAGCCCGUGGCGCGCCGCUGGCGUGAUGUGCUGGGCGGCGCUGGUGGCGGUGUCGAGGCUAGCGCUGGGCAGGCAUUUCCUAACAGAUGUGAUGGGAGGCCUCACCCUGGGCGCACUCGAGUUCUGGGCCACCUUCCUCUUCCUCCAGCGCUUUGUGUUCACUGCCUGA